AUUUACAGGGUUGUUUUUUUUCUCUCUGGGUUUUGGCGGAAGUUAUUUUGCAUUUUGAGAGGAUUGUGUGCGCUCGUUUGUCUUAGCCAUGCCCACAAUCUGAUUCCAGAAAAAAACACUUGGAGAUAUUAUUUAAAGUAAAGAGAGUAAGCCAGGGUUUUCGGGAUAUUCAGGAUUUUAUUCCGGUCGGUUUUUCGAGAAUGAAUUCCGCCAGUUUCACCCCGCCGAGAUCCCCGAGACUGUUCGGUGGCAGCAGUGCUGGUAGCCACAAAUCGAGCAGCAAUAAGGCGCAUCACGCACUGACCACGUCAGCAUCAUCGCCGCUCCUGCACCCGCCAUCUCUCUUGCCUACCAGUGUGCUGGGCGAGGCGCUGAAACUCGCUCUGUUGCCUGUGCAACUUGAUGACCCGAAACUUUCGCCAACUUUGCACCACCGACUCAGUCCUGUGCCUCCACAUGACCAGCACGCGUCAUCUACCAAGCGACGCAGCAAUAAUAAGUCGCCGCUCUCACACACGGUGUCAGAGGGAAUCCUGUGCAACAAAUGGAUGCUCGCUGACGCGCUUGACAAAUUGGCAGAAGCGAAUUCCGUUUCCGCAGCAGUACGCUGGCCCACGUCACCGGAUGACUACGAGCUUCAAGAAGUAAUAGGUGUUGGAGCCACCGCAGCAGUGCAAGAGGCCUUUUGCAAACCGCGCAAGGAAAAAUGCGCCAUCAAGCGCAUCAACCUGGACAAAUGGAACACGACCAUGGAGGAAUUGCUGAAAGAGAUACAAGCCAUGUCGAUGUGUGUUGGAGCCACCGCAGCAGUGCAAGAGGCCUUUUGCAAACCACGCAAGGAAAAAUGCGCCAUCAAGCGCAUCAACCUGGACAAAUGGAACACGACCAUGGAGGAAUUGCUGAAAGAGAUACAAGCCAUGUCGAUGUGUCACCACGAAAACGUGGUCACCUAUUUCACGAGCUUUGUGGUUGGCGAGGAGCUCUGGCUGAUCCUUCGACUCAUGGGCAGUGGUUCUCUCCUGGACAUCAUCCGGUAUCGCGUCAAGGCAACCGACUGCAAACACGGCGUGUUUGACGAAGCCACCAUUGCCACGGUGUUGCGAGAAGUUCUCAAGGGACUAGAGUACUUUCACAACAACGGGCAAAUCCACAGGGACAUCAAAGCAGGUAAUGUGUUGAUUGGCAUCGACGGGUCUGUGCAAAUCGCGGAUUUCGGAGUGAGUGCCUGGCUGGCGACCGGCGGGGAUUUGUCUCGGACCAAGAGCAGGCACACGUUUGUGGGCACCCCGUGUUGGAUGGCGCCCGAGGUCAUGGAACAGGUCACUGGCUACGACUACAAGGCGGACAUUUGGUCCCUGGGCAUCACUGCCAUAGAACUGGCCACAGGCACGGCCCCGUACCACAAGUACCCACCCAUGAAGGUGUUGAUGUUGACGCUGCAGAACGAUCCUCCAGUCUUGGAGUCCGGGACUGAUGACAAGGAACAAUACAAGCACUACAGCACUUUGCUGCGCAAAUUCAUCGCAGCCUGUCUCCAAAAGGACCCGACGAAACGCCCAUCGGCGACUGACCUACUCAAGCAUCCGUUCAUCCUGCGCAAGUCCAAAGACAAGGCCUACCUUCAACUCACACUCCUGGGAUCUGCUCCUAAUCUAGAAGAACGCGUGGUUGGCGUUUAUUCUCAGAACCAGCGCCCACCCACUUCCGCUCGUGUCCACCGGAAGGAAGAUAACACAUGGGAAUGGUCUUCCGACGACGACGAUGUCGAACGUGCGGUGAAUGGGAAAGGAAGUGGUGAUGGUGAUGAGCGCGAGCGUGUUGUCAAUAAUGAUGUGAAUGAGUCUCGCAAUAACGAACGUGGUGUUAUUGGCACGAAUUCGGAUUCAGCAAAGAAGAAUAAUGUUGGUGUUGAUAAUGGAGUACUACUUCCGGUUGUGACUGCUCCGGAACACGAUUUAUUGUCGUCUGUCGACGAAUGCAAAGUACAAAUUCGGACUGAAGAACAAGACAAGUGCAAUAAUGCUGAAGAGAGAUCCGGGGAUUUGAAAGCAAACAUUUCUUGCGUUAAUGAAGGGUCACAGGAAAAGCGUACAAUUCCGUCAGGGAAAAAUGAACUCAUUUCUUCAACCAAAAGUCCCGUGAAUGGCGCUUCAUCGGGCACACUUGAUGGCAUCUUCGAGGAAACUGCUCCCAUUAGCCUUGUUCUGAGAAUGAGAAAUUCUCAUGGGGAGCUCAACGAUAUUCGAUUCGAGUUCCAACUGGGCAAGGACACAGCGCCGGGGAUUGCGAGUGAACUCGUUGGAGCAGGACUCGUUAAUCCGCAAGAUAUGGCUUCUGUGAUCACGAGUCUAGACAAUAUCUUGCUGCAAUACAUGACUGCAAAGUGUGCUCUAUUGUCUGAAGGCGUGGUCACGGCAAGCAAUAACUCCCUCCUCCCAGCAAUUGGUGUCUCAUUCCCGUUGAACUCGUGUAUGAUUCGUGGGGAUCCCAUGGAUGAGAAGACACUGCUGGGAUUCGCGCUUUUGACAAUUGGCGACUGAUUCAGCCGAGUCUUUUCCUGCUUUGCAUACAGUGCAUUGAGAUUUUCACCAAAUUUCUUUCAAGUAUUGAGUAAGAAUUUUCAAUACAUCUUUCGUGUGUGUGUGUCUGCUAUUUCAAGAGACCAAAUGGGAAGGUUUUUAUUUUGGCUGAAGUGCCUUAUUAAGAUGAUUUCUGGGAGAGCGUCUGAAGAAGAUUAGUUUGCAUAAAAAUGUUUGCUUGGA
This is a messenger RNA of Notodromas monacha, 2762 nucleotides long. The record is from the annotation of a GenBank genome assembly. Lineage: Eukaryota; Metazoa; Arthropoda; Ostracoda; Podocopida; Cyprididae.